AUGAGAGGCAGGGCCAGCAUAGGACUGCCCCUUUUAGGUUUGGGUUCCUUUGUCGGUUUUUUGGGCUUUUUGUUCUUUUUCGAUCGUAUUUUGCUCUCAAUUUCGAAUGUGGUUCUAAUUUCGGGCUUUUAUUUCCUUUUGGGUUCGAACAAGUUCGUCUCCUUUUUUUUAAAUCGGAACAAAAGGGGCACUCUGGUUUUUUUAACGGGAUUUCUGGCCAUUCUCGUCAAUCGUACACUCGUCGGACUCGCUGUGCAAACAGGCGGACUCUACCUCCUGUUUGAGGCGUUUAUACCAAACGUUGUCUCCUACGUCAAGGUCACACCCCUGGCGUUUGUACUCGAGCUUCCGGGAAUCAAACAUGCUGUAGAUUAUAUCCUCAAGAGGCAAAAGAACCUGCCUGUCUAA
This is a messenger RNA of Theileria equi strain WA, 408 nucleotides long. Its product is annotated as Got1-like family member protein. Lineage: Eukaryota; Apicomplexa; Aconoidasida; Piroplasmida; Theileriidae. Gene Ontology annotation, biological process: endoplasmic reticulum to Golgi vesicle-mediated transport; retrograde transport, endosome to Golgi. Bases 1 to 408 code for a protein of 135 amino acids. The record is from RefSeq and is a predicted model, not a curated record. The transcript has a single exon.